AUGGCGGCUUCAAAUCCGAUGACGAACAACACAGACGCACUACGUGAUUCAUCGAAGCGGAGAAAGAAGAAGAAAAUGCUAAAGCAAUUUAGCAGCAAUAGAAAUCAGGUGCCGGAAAACAUGAAUAAUGACCACGACGAGAUUACGUCAUGGAAAUCAGAAGAUCGACAGGAAGCAUAUAGCUCCAAACUUUUCGAAGCUCUCCGCCAUCUCCGGCUGAGCUCCGGUACGUCUUCACAUUCUGUUCCGCUUCGUGGACGUGCGGUUCGCGAAGCCGCUGACCGUGUCCUUGCAAUGGCGGCGAAAGGGCGGAGUCGAUGGAGCCGAGCUAUUCUCUCAAACAAACUGAAGCAUAAAUUCAUGAAGAGUAAUCUGAGGCAAAGAGGUGCCAUUGCGACGGCGACCGGUAAUAGUCGGUUUAAGAAGCCGAGAUUGGGUAUUUUGAGGUUGAAGUCCAUGAAUUUACCGGCGGUGAAACGGAAAACACGUGAUCUCGGGAGGUUAGUUCCCGGCUGCCGGAAACAGCCUUUCCCUGUUUUAUUAGAAGAAGUGGCCGAUUAUAUUGCAGCUCUUGAAAUGCAAGUUAAAGCCAUGGCUGCACUCGCUAGCAUUUUCUCAGCCGGUUCUAGUUCUGGCCCUGGCUUUGCCACCGGAGCCGUGAAUCGAAAUCAGCUCAGUCUUAGCCGGCCACCACCAAGCUCAUAA
Molecule: messenger RNA, 705 nt
Organism: Lactuca virosa
Lineage: Eukaryota; Viridiplantae; Streptophyta; Magnoliopsida; Asterales; Asteraceae
Source: the annotation of a GenBank genome assembly